AUGGAAAAACAUCUCGUAAUGUAUUUAACCAGAAAAUUGAUUAUGCUCCUGCGGAAGUAUCUACUCGUUACGGAAUCUCAGGUGUCAAAGUGUGGAUUUCUUAUAGUAAAAAGAAAGGGGGACGUGCUAUAUCCGAAACGUACGAAAUAUAGUAAAUAUCGUAAAGGCAGAUGUAGUAGGAGUUGCAAAACGGACGGUACACAACUUGGUUUUGGAAGAUAUGGCACUAAAAGUUGUAAAGCUGGUCGUCUUUCAUAUCGAGCCAUUGAAGCAGCGCGUCGUGCUAUAAUCGGACAAUUCCAUCGCAUGAUAAUGACCGAGAAAUCACACGUAAUUAUUCAGAUAUUUCAUUUAAUCACAAUUCAGGAAUACGAAAUAUCAUCAAAUAUAAUAUCCUAA
Messenger RNA from Linum tenue, 399 nucleotides. The record is from the annotation of a GenBank genome assembly. NCBI's taxonomy places the organism in Eukaryota, Viridiplantae, Streptophyta, Magnoliopsida, Malpighiales, Linaceae.